AUGGAUGCGCAGAAUGCUGCCGGGCCCGACAAGACGAAGCCUGCCGCCGCUGCUGCUUCCGAAUCAACCAAGCGACCCGACCAUGACCCGGACCAGAACCGAUCGUCAUCUUCGUCGACCUCUGCUAAACCUCCCGCAGCCGCCUCCAAGCCAUCUCCUAAUGCGGACAAGGAUGUAAAACUCAACACGAACUCGUCCGCUGAUGCAGGUGACGACCGUAGCGUAGCCGACGCGGCCAGCUCCGACGCUGAAACCAUUGUGCUGCCGGGCAAGGACGGCCACUCGCCUUCCAAGGUUCGAAAGGUAAAGCAUGAGAACAGGAGCGAUGAUGACAUUCCUGCAACUGCAAGAAAAUCGAGAGAUCGUGAUCGAGAUCAUGGAAAUGACCAUGGUGGUCAACGUGACCACCGUGACAAGGAGAGGGACAAAGAUGGUCCUCAUGGUAGAGAAAAGGAGAGGGAGAGAGAAAGGGAGAGGUCUGCGACAACUGGUGCCUCUGCUUCUGCAUCAAAUAGCGCUGCGCCUUCACCUUCUCUCAAAAAGAAGCGACUACCUGAAAAACUCUCUGAAAAUAAACCAUCCUUGCCAGCUCCAGGUCAAAGAAACAAAGACACCUCAGCGUCGACUCCGACCUCCCCUCCACCGAAACGCCGCAGGUCUACCGAUACGAACCCCCGUCAAUCCCACGCCGACUCCGAUUCAGAUAAUGCCCGUCACAGGUCGCCGAAGGCAUCCAAGGAGAGGGCAAAAUCAUCUGACAAGGUUAUCCCCCACAAGAGGAAGGCGCCUAAAGUCGAAUCCGAGGACGAGGAGGAGCAGCGAAAAGCCCGCCGUCAACGGACCGCUCCUGCCUCGACCGGUCCUUCUGGCGGCGACUCCCACUCCGCCUCUCAUUCCCACGCGCACGCUCACCCAUCAAAACACGGUCGAGACCAGCAAAAAUCUUCCAGGCCACACGACCAGACAACUGCUCGUGGAAGAUCUGUUUCCCCCCAGCCUCGCCCUCACCGCCGCAGCGCGUCUACUCAAUUACCAUCACAGUCAAUAACUGGCCUCAGUCAGAAGAAGAAACGCGUGCCUGCGCCGCUUCAAUCCACAGACUACCAUUCGGACGAGUCUUCUGCAAGCGGAAGCCCUCAUCCGAGGAGCUCCAAAUUGCGAAGCUUGGCCACUCCCGCAACCGCCGACUCCACCAUUUCUCCCGCCAAAAUGGCCCCUCACAAGAAGCACCUUGAUGCGCACGGUCAAACAUUCCUGGCCCGCGCCUGCGCCCGCGGCGAAUACGAGCAAGCCAAGCAACGCCUCACCGAGCGGCCCGAUGAUUUGAAUGUUGCCGACUAUGCCGGAAAUACGCCCCUCCAGAUUGCCGCAAUUAACGGCUGCGAGGAUAUCGUCAAGCUUUUGAUCGAUGCGGGUUGCAAUCUCGACUGCGUAAAUUACGACAAAGAUACGCCUCUACUAGAUGCCGUCGACAAUGGCCAUCUCGGCGUGAUCAAGCUGCUGCUCGAUGCCGGCGUGAAUCCUCGCAAGGCCAACGUAAAUGGUGAAGAACCCAUUGACAGAGUAAAUGAUGACAUGGACAACGCGGACGAGAUUCGUGCGGUCCUUAAGGAGGCCAGGCAGCGCAUAGGCGACAGGCGACGAACUUCCGAAGAACAUCACAACGAACGUACCGAUAGUCGCCCUUCUCAUGGCCCCGAGAGUCCCCGUCGCUCCCCCGUCGCUACCUCGCAUGGGAUAGCGGCUUCAGGGCGACGAAGCACCAACAUGAGGGCCACAAAGACGAGCAAUCACUUACUUUAUAUGCCCAUGGAUGACAAGACACUCCGCCAAGCUGCCGGUCGUGGAGACGAGGAAACUGUUACGCGCAUUUUGCAAGUCCGGGACGGCUGCGACGACCCGGAGGCCAUGGUCAAUGCUGCCCGUGGUGGGCACGACCUCGUUAUGCAGCUUCUUCUCGCGUUGGGCGGCGCGAACCCCGAUCCUCCUCCAGUACCGAACGUUGCUCCCGAUGUCGCUACCCCCAUGUUGGCUGCGAUAGGUCAGGAAAAUAUCAAAGUCAUACAGCUCCUUCUCGACCAGAACAACUUUGAUCCGACCAGAAGGUUUAAGGGAGACACCUACUACGAGAUAGCACGUCGCCGAGCUGGCCCGAAUUGGAAGGAGGAGGAGCAUAUAUUGCAGAAGGCCUAUGACGAAUAUAAGAAAUCGAGGUCUAAGGAAUCUUCUAAGAAGUCACCUAGCCGGAGGGAGCGCGAGAAGGAGAGGGAGGCCGAGCGCGAGCACAAACGUGCUAAUCGGAACGAAGCUAGGGAAGAGUCUGCUCGCUCCGUCAAACGUAGCCACGCAGCGAGCCCUUCACGCGACGCCCCCGAACCGAAGAAGAAGACAACGUCCUCAUCAAAAGCCGCGUUGAGCCCGAAGGAGAAGAAGCGCCCAGAGCCGCCUACUCGCCACGAUGACCACCACACAUCUCCGAAGCGCGGACCGGGCCGUCCCAAGAAGGAUGAUCGCGUCCCCUCCAUCGCGGUAUCCGACCGCGAGAACUCGCCCGCGGUCCACAAGCAAACCAAGGCCAAGCGGACAGAGUCGGAUUUAGCCGCCAUCUCAUCGGAAGGUGAGACUGCCAAGCCGCGGAGGAAACUGAUAUCGAAGGGCGAACUGCGCAGCGAGCGAGAGAAGCAGAGGCGGACGAGUCAGGUCUCCACCGGAUCGUCGAUGAAGGAUCCAGCAAGCCCUCAAGAUUCUCGAACCGAUGAUCACCCUGAGAAGGAAAAGCUCAAAGGGGAAAAGUAUCAUGACCGGACAAAGGCGAUCAAGCGCGACGAAUCCAAGGACCGCUUAUCCGUAUCUGGAGAAAACAGCUCGAAGCGGCACAGAUCCAGUGCGACUCCUCCUCACUCCGUUAGCGGCGACAAGGAGGACAGCGAAGUCCCUACGAAGCGGCGACGAUUGGACGUUGACGGCAAGGAACGACGCCCGAAACUUAGUUCCUCUGCCGCUGAAGAUCGCCCCGCGAAGUCCAAUCUCUCACGAGAGCAGUCUCUUGCUAGGUCUAUGAAAUCAGCCAAGGCGAGCGCGAUCAAGGCUCGCGAUGACGAUGACAGGAAGGAGCCGAAGGCCAAGAAAUCCUCAGAAUCCAACAGGCGCGAGUCAAACAAGUCCACGUCUAGCGAGAAGUCCAUCCAUGUUAAAUACGAGGACGCUGAUGUAGAUAUGGCAGACGCACCUCCCCUGGCGCGCAGCAACGAAGCUGAGGCUAAGUCCAAGGAUAAUCACCAGCAUCACGGCCAAGACAAGAAGCGGUCUGCCGAUGAUGCCGACGUUACCGCGUCUAAGGAGGAAAAGAAGCGCCGGGAUGCCGAGGAGAAAGAAAAGGAAAAGGAGAGGGAGCGAGAGCGGAGGAAGAAGCGAGAAGAGGAGGAAGCCAAGCGGCUAGAAGAAGAGGCCAAACGCAAGGAGGCGGAAGAGCGGAAGCGGCAAAAGGAAGAGGAAGAGAAGAAACGUCGCGUUGAGGAGGAGAAGGAGAGGAAACGAAAGGAAGAGGAGGAGCGGAAACGCAAAGCGGAGGAGGAGGAGAAGAAGCGCAAGGAGGAAGAGGAGAAGAAGCGUAAGGAAGACGAAGAGCGCAAGAAGAGGGAGGAAGAGGAGGAACGAAAGAGAAAGGAAGAAGAAGAACGUCUGCGCCGAGAAGAGGAGAAACGCAAGAAGCGUGAGGAGGAGGAGAAGAAGCGGCUCGAGGAAGAGGAGCGCAAACGUAAAGAGGAAGAAGCGAAGAAGCGCCGAGAAGAGGAGGAGCGACGCCGUAAAGAGGAAGAAGAGCGAAAGCGAAAAGAGGAGAAAGAACGAAAGAAGCGCGAGGAAGAGGAACGGCUCCAGCGUGAACAGAUUGAACGUGAGGCAGCCGAAGCCGCCCGCCGCAAGCGCGAGGAAGAGGAGCGCCGAGAACGAGAGCACCGAGAGCGACAACGCGCUGCUCGCGAGGCGGAGAUUAGACGCCAACGAGAGGAGCAGGAGCGCAUCCGACUCGCCAAGCUGCCUCCUCUUCUGCGCUGGCUUGAGACGUGCCCGAACCCGAAGACUACAGACAUGGCUGAGAAAUUCAAGCACAUGCAGGGAAUCAGAUACGACACAAUCCGACCUGAGACUACUGGAACUGCCGACGGCAGGGAACAAUGGGUUCUCAACACCCAGGUUGCUCUCCUCCUCGGCGAGAAGGAUCUUGCCCUUUCAAGAUACACUGCAUGGGAGAAGAUUCCCGUUUCCAGUCUAGCAAAGAAGGCCAUUUGGCGACUCGAGUCUAAUCGUUACGCCCUCAUCUCAGAGAGCAUGUUUGACCUUGGUCUACAGCUCCCUAACUACUAUGGGGAAGGGAUUGACCCGUGCAGGAUGAGCUACAAAGUCAUUGAGCGACUUCGUGGCGAGGCCUGGGAUAAGUUCCUGAAACUGGACAUGUUCUUCGUCAAGCUGUCGGACCUAAUGUUUAUCGUUCCUACCAUCCCGCACUUACGCGGCAUCAGGCUCAGUGUCGAGUACCGCGAGCUUCCGGAAAACGAGAGUCAACUAUUUGGAUGGAAGGUGUCACAGAAGUGGAAGCAAGACCCGAACCCUGAUCGGUUCUAUGGCUUUGCGCCACGAAACAAGUACUACAUCAACGGCGCGCUUGUCGACGAGGAGCGACCUGGCCUUUCUGCUACUAGCAGCCAGCCCUUCCCUGAGAGGAGGGUGCCUCGCCGGAAUGGAUUCCAACAGGUGUUCCCCGAUGAUCCGGAGUAUGUCCGGCUCUGCAAGGAGCAAGGUCUUGAGCACCUGCUGGAGGAUGAAUCCCGAGGCGCGCCCAUAACCAACGGUGUCCAGACUAAUGGACCGGUCUCGGGGGCUGGCGCUCAGGUUCCCAAUGGGACGACCCACUCAGUGUCGAGCAGUGCAGCCGCUGGUAGUAGCCCGACGACAGUGGCAUCGUCUCGCAACCUGCAUAGUCCUCAACAACACUACCGACCUCUCGUUAACGGAAUCAAUGGCACUUCCAAUUAA
Scedosporium apiospermum is the source of this 5034-nucleotide messenger RNA. RefSeq lists its product as uncharacterized. The record is from RefSeq and is a predicted model, not a curated record. Gene Ontology annotation, molecular function: protein binding. Bases 1 to 5034 code for a protein of 1677 amino acids. Gene Ontology annotation, cellular component: nucleoplasm. NCBI's taxonomy places the organism in Eukaryota, Fungi, Ascomycota, Sordariomycetes, Microascales, Microascaceae. The transcript is spliced from 3 exons.